Molecule: messenger RNA, 551 nt
Organism: Annulohypoxylon maeteangense
Lineage: Eukaryota; Fungi; Ascomycota; Sordariomycetes; Xylariales; Hypoxylaceae
Exons: 1
Coding region: 193-426 (77 amino acids)
Source: RefSeq, a predicted model, not a curated record
CCUAGUGACAUGCCCCGCCGAGACGGCUUUGUGACUGGACCCCUUUUUUCGAUGGAGGUGCUUGGAGGUGCCAAGUACGUUGUGUUCCUUGUGCUGGAGCCGGAGGGUAAAUGACAUUGUAGGCAGAUAUGUACAUAGGUAGGUAUAGGUAGAUUAGGUAGGGUAAAAUGCCUGGUGAAGAUACUUACUUACAUGCCCGUCUGCCGCCUUCUGCAGGUGGUCGCAUUGAGUUUCUACACUUACGUCUUCCGUUGCGUCGGGGACCCUGCGAUUCAUGCCGGGUUUGGUUCACGCACGCAUGCUCGGGUCGGAGGUACGGUGGUGUGUGGUGCGUUGGAUAUAUGUAGGCAUUAUUCAGCUGAGGGCUCGGGGAUUGGGUCCUUCGGACGUUGGUCCGGUAUUACUGUCAGAAGUCAAUUCCUCUGAAUUUCGGCUCUCUCUUUCGUCUUUUCUUUUCUCGGCUCCUUGCUUGCUUGCGUGCUUGCUUGCUUAUGGUUAUAUGUAAUACUUAGUAUGGGUAUGUUUGGAUAUCGGUAUGAGGUACGUAGGUG